Acanthopagrus latus (yellowfin seabream) is the source of this 2706-nucleotide messenger RNA. RefSeq lists its product as uncharacterized. Lineage: Eukaryota; Metazoa; Chordata; Actinopteri; Spariformes; Sparidae. The record is from RefSeq and is a predicted model, not a curated record. The coding region runs from base 1178 to 2176 and encodes 332 amino acids. The transcript has 11 exons.
GGCACACGUACAACCUCUACAAUCUUUAAAUCAGUCCAGGUGACCACAAACUGUCCCUUCAUCUGUGCGUCAGAAGCCUACUGUCUUCUGAAGCAUCACCAGACUUCAACGGGAAGUGGUCUGAUGGUGAGAGACAUUUCAGAGCUCUCAAACUUUCUCAGUAUUAAAGAUUAAUAGAAACUAAUAAAAGCGUGUUCUGUUCAACUGUCAAGAAUCUGAAACUGAAACACGGCAAUGUGUUUCUGUAAAUAAAUAAAAGUACUGUGAUGGUCUUUUGUCCAGUGAUGCUUAGACGUUCUAGCACACAGCAUUACCACACUGCUGGUUUCACUGUACCAAACACUGACAGGUUGAUUUCACUUUUAGCUCCGCGCUUCAUGUGUGCGCCUUCAAAUGGUAAGUCCUUCUGAGAGAUGUACAUCCUCUUCCUUUCCAAGAUCACAGACCUCGCAGGCCAAACUCAUGUGAAAGGACGAGCGAAAGAGCAAGAGUUUCCUGUGAGAUGCAUCUUUGUAAAACCACAACUUAUCAUUGCAGGUGGAGUGAGUGAAGAGAUGCUGCUGCUGGUUUAAGUCUGUGCUUGCAUGGCUUUCAUUCAUUUAUGGGUCACAAGCAAAAAGGUUUUUCAACAAAUUAUUAACAUUAUGCUGUCGGGGUGUUUAUCAUAAAUCAGUUCGAUUUUUCAAAUUAUCACAGAUCAGGACAGAUUCUCACUUUUCCCGGAUUUUAUGUGAAACACAUAAAUACGCCUGACCCACAAAAUAUUGUCAGAUAAACAUAACUGUUCGGCACACGUACAAUCUCGGUCUUUAAAUCAGUCCAGGUGACCACAAACUCCCCCUUCAUCUGUGCAUCAGUGGCCUGCUUUCUUCUGAAGAAUCGCCAGACGUCAGCAGGAAAUGGUCUGACGGUGAGAGACAUUUCAGAGCUCUCACACGUUCUCAGUGUUAAAGAGGAAUAUCUGUUUGUUUGAAUUCAACAUGUUGACAUGAUCAUCACACAGAUUGACACUAGUUCUGUCAAUCGACCGGCGUAGGUGUGAAAAUGAAACGCAGCAAAACCCUUCCGUAAAUAACUAAAAGAGCAGUGAUGGUCUUGUGGUUUUGUCCCAUGAUGCUUAGAGGGUCUAGCAUACAGCCUCACCACACUGCUGGUUUCACUGUGCAAAACGCUGACAAUGACUGCAGGCAGGCUGAUUUUCCUUUUAGCUCUGCGCUUCAUGUGUGUGACUUCAGAUGAUGAGUCGGACACUGAGAGUUCCUGUGAUGACUCGGGGCUUUGUGAGACGCACACACUCAGCGCUCCACUUGGCUCCUCUGUCCUCCUACCAUGCAGCUUUUCAACAAGAAGCCAAAACUUGGUGUCAUGGGUCCACGUUCGCGAGAUGGUCCAGCUCAUAUCUAAAGGGCGCGUCAAGUUCCUGGACCCCAGAAAUGGCCGGCUGAAAGCUUUUCCAAACCAUGGCUCAGAGGGGAACUACUCCAUCUGCAUUGACGAGCUUGAAAAGUCCGACCUGGGGUGUUACCGCUGUGAGCAGGGGGUCGACUGUCUUCAAGUUGAAUUGGUAGCUGGGAUAGGUGGAGUGAGUGAAGAGACGCUGCUGCUGGUUUCCCUCUGUGCUGGAGCGGCUUUCAUUGUACUGAUUGUUGGCGGCUACUUCUGCAUGAAGUACAUCUGGGGCUGUAUUAACAGGGCACCUGACCAUGCGAACAAUCCUGUGUGUGCAGGUGCCGGUGCUCCACCUCAGGAAGUGGGCAGAGAACAACAGAGAGGAGAAGACAACCUCGUCUAUGAAAAUGACAACCAAGGCCCAGCGAUCCAGCAGGGCCACCCUUCCAGAAAUGUCAGCAACGUGCCGGGAGUUCAGCCUCACCCGGACAGGGCUCAACCCGCUCAGAGUGGGAUUUAUCCAAACGUGGACCAGUUUCACUUUGAGAGGAUGGAAAGCCACAGAAGAAAACAGAGGUUUCAUAGAGAACUCCUCAGCAGACUACGGCAAGCAAGUUUCAGUCGUCAUUAUUAUGUUAACCAAAGUGACAUCAGCAAGCAGCAAGCCACGUCAGCCCAGACGAGGAAUCAGCGCAGAGGAAACGCCGGGAAAAAGAAGGUCGAAGAAAAUCAGGAAUACAAAAACCCGAUUUACAACCGGAGCCCAGAGCAGCUCAACCACCGGUAGAGAACCAAGGAUGCGGUUCAGAGAGCUGCUGAGAUGUUUUCAACAUCCAUCCGGUCACAAGUGAUUCAUUUAACACAAGUAGUUUAAACUUAAUGCAUGACUUAUUGUGUCAGUGUGUUGUAAAUCGGUUCUGCGUUUCACUGCCUGUACACCUAUGUGUAAAGUUGAUCAAAUGCAGAUCUUUACAUACGGAAAAUUAAAUCAAUAAGUAGGUCUGUGUAGGGUAUGUGCUGAGUGAAAUAAACUUAUGUAUGUGAGUUGUGUAUUAUGUAAUUGUAAUAUGGCCAAGUGAAAUAGCCAGAUGACAGAGGUGCCCUGGCCUGGCAAUCUUGUUCUCCAGAUGUAAGAAAACGUGUUUGGUUGGUAAAGGCCCUAAUAAAUGUCAUUUUUUCACUAAAAAAUUUAAAUUGUGAUGUCAACAUAAUGCUAUAUGAUUUUUUUUGUCCCCAUAUUAUGUCACCCUGGUCAUAUACUUUAAAUAUAAACUGCUUUUUGACAAAAUAAAACAUGUUUGACUUGUGAAUAAAAUA